UCACAGUUUUUAACUUCUCUUCAGUUUUCGUUCUGCCCUCUCUUUUCAGGUGCGUUUGUUCCCUUCUCUAGCACUCCUCUUCCUUGCUUCGCCAUAGAAUCUCUGUUUCUUUAACAAAAUCAACGCCUUCUCUCUCGCUGAUCUAUUUCUUCUAUAUUUGCGUAAUAAGCAGAAACACGCAUAGCAGUAGUGCCGAUCUACAUUUUAAACCCUAAAUCUUCAUUUUCUUUUUCUGUAUUUUCUUUUGAAUUGUCUCUAGGGUUAGCUAACCUGCAAGUUUCAGCCUUUCAGGUCCACUAGCAUUGAUGCUCACUGUGAGUUGAAGCCAGAUUCAUUGCACCAUGGGUUUUGAUAAUGAGUGCAUAUUGAACAUUCAAUCUCUGGCUGGGGAGUAUUUCUGCCCUGUUUGUCGUUUACUAGUCUACCCAAAUGAAGCAUUACAGUCACAGUGUACUCACCUAUAUUGUAAACCCUGUUUAACUUAUGUUGUGAGCACUACCCGCGCUUGUCCCUAUGAUGGUUUUUUGGUGACAGAAGCAGAUUCCAAGCCACUUAUUGAAUCAAACAAAGCACUUGCUGAAACCAUUGGCAAGAUAACAGUUCAUUGUCUAUACCAUAGAAGUGGAUGCACAUGGCAGGGUCCUUUGUCUGAAUGUACUUCUCAUUGUUCUGGAUGUGCCUUUGGCAAUUCUCCUGUUGUAUGUAAUAGGUGUGGAAUUCAAAUUGUGCAUCGCCAAGUGCAGGAGCAUGCACAAAAUUGUCCUGGUGUGCAAUCUCAAGCUCUUACUGAGGCUACCCAGGAUGCCGCAACAACAGGGACAACAGCUGCAGCAGAUCAGGCCCAGGCAACCACUCAGGCUCAGACAUCUCAGACCACCACAUCCUCGUUGCCUGUACCGGAUCCCAGUCAACAAGUCAACCCAACUACACAGCCGCAGUCUGUAGUGCAGGCUACUGUGCCCACAACGGAACAGUGGUUUCAACAGCAGCAACAAUAUCAGCAGUACUAUCAGCAGUAUCCUGGAUAUGACUUGUAUCAACAGCAUUAUCAGCAAUACUACCCUUACCAACAACAUGCAGUUCCACAGUAUCCACAACCUCAGGCUUAUAUGCAGCCUCAGACCCCUCACCCUCAGCUUCAGUCUCAACUGCAAGGUCAACCUCAGGCUCAGCUGCAAACCCAACAUCAAUCACAUCCAAACAUUCAGCUCCAUGCUGCUGCUCAAACCCAAAGCCAGCCACAAGUCAAUCCGCAGCAACAAACCACGGGUCAACCACAAUCUCAAAUACAAUCUCAGACACACCCCACUCCUCAUGGCCACCCACAUCCUCAGGCUCAGUUGCAGCCACAAGCACAGUCUGUCCAACAUCAUGCACAGAAUCUACAGAUACCCCAGCAACCUCAUACACAGAUGCAGCAUCCACAACCCCCAGUUCAGGCGCAAGCUCAUUCUCUGCUUCAUCCUCAGCAUCCUGUCCCUCAACCACAACCUCAUUCACAAGGGCUGCAGCAAACACAUUCGCAACAUCCUGUGCAGUCUCUUGCACAACAUCUCACUUCUCAGCCAAAUCAGCCAGUGAAUCCUCAUCUUCAGCCUCAGCUGCAGCAUUCAUCAGCAAAUGCAGUGACAGGCCAUCACUCUUAUUCACAACCACAGCCUCAACAGCAAGUGCAGUUGGGAGGUCCACAACAUGCUGUGCUUAUGUACCCUCAAGGUGGGCCUCAUCCACAGAACCAACACCCCAUUCAAAUGCCGGGUCAGUUUCCUCAACAACCUCCUUUUUUGCGUCCACCACAAUCUCAUGUUCCAGUUCAAAACUCUCAGCAACCUGGUUUGUUGCCUUCACCAGGUCAAGUGCCUAAUGUUCCUCCUGCACAACAACAGCCAGUGCAGUCUCAUCCUCACCAACCUGGACUUCCUGUGCAUCAACGCCCUGUUUUACAGUCAGUUCAGCAGCAAUUUCAUCAACAGCAUUCUCAGCAGCCAUUUUCUGGUCAAGCACUGGGACCAGUUCAGAAUCAAAUGCCUCAGCAAGGCACUUAUCUACAACAACCGCUGCAUAUGCAGUCUCAGUUACGUCCUCAUGGGUUGCCACAAUCCUUCCCGCCUUCUCAUGCCUACCCACAAUCCAUACCACAUGGCACGCCACCCUAUCAAGCCCAAAAUCUUGGAGGAAGGCCCAUGAUGCCACCUUAUGGAGUCUCAACAAAGCCACAUCCACCCGCGCCUGUUGGCAUGCAAGCAAGGGCAAUGCAGGGAGGUUUAGGCCAGCAAUCAGGAAAUGCCCUGAGGACCAACAACCAAGAUCAGUUGGCUUCUGAGCAACACACUGGGGCUACUUCAAGACCAAUGCCUGAGAGACAAGGUGAUCAGAUAAUUGAUAAAGGUUCUGAAGCUGAAUCAACUUCUCAUAAAAAUGCUAAGAGGGAUCCAUAUGAUUUAGAUGUUGCGGCUGGUAUUGGGGCUGAUUCUGGUGAGGUAAAAACCAUAAAAUCUGAAAGUGAUUUGAAACCAGUAAAUGAUGACAAUAAACCCAUGGGCGAGAUCAAGGAUAUUUCAGAAUCACUUGGAGCUGAAAAUGGUGAGAAGUUUAUUAAUCAGGUAAAGAAAGAGCCGAAAGAGGGCACUAAUGACCAGAAAGGCGUUUCUAAUGCCAACCGUAAACAAGUGGAACAUUUUGUGUCAGAAGACAAAGAGACUAUGGGUGGGCCUAUGUUGAAAACCCCUCCCUUGCAGGAAGGCGAUCAUCUUGAAGACCAGAGUAUGAAAUCACAGGACAGGAAUGUGACUCCUCAACUUUCUGGAGGCUUUCCUUUGCAUGGUCAGAUGCAAGGAGAGAACUUGCUACAGCCCUCUCAUGCAGUUCCCAUUGCUGACCAGGGAAAGCAAGAGCCUUCUCUAACUCCACACGGGCAUUCUACCUUUCAACAAAGGCCUGUUGGGUCCUCAUCGUUACAAGCACCUCCUCCCGGACCUCCACGUCACACGCAAUUACCCGGGCAUCCUUCUGCUCCAUUGAGGCCUUUGGGUGCUGGACUUACACCUAAUUCAGGACAACCUUUGAAUCCGCCCUCUGAAUAUUUCCAGCAACCUCUGUACCAGCAAUCUCAUGGUUCUGAUGUCUCACCUACUGGAGAUCCAGGUUCUACAUCAGUCUUUGGGAGAGGACCAAGUCAUUAUGGUCCACAAGGACCUUACACUCAAGGUGAAAGGAGGCCAUCAUAUGGACAUGAAUCUGACAUGUUCCCGAAUCAUACGGCCAAUUUUAUGGAUGGCAGGAGACUGGAUCCACUUGGGCAUCAACCUGGCAUGCCCCCAAAUAUGAUGAGAAUGAAUGGUGCCCCAGGGCUGGACUCCUCAUCAGGCCUUGAAUUGCGGGAUGAUAGGUUUAGGCCCUUGCCAGAUCCAAGUCGAAUUGUUGAUCGGGGAGAGUUUGAAGAAGAUCUGAAGCAUUUCCCUAGGCCUCCUCAUUUGGGUACUGAAAAAUAUGGGAGUCACUUCCCCUCUUCAAGGGCCCUUGAUAGGGGACCUCAUAGUUAUGGCAUGGAUUUACCGCCAAAACCUCUUGACAACGGACCACAUGGUCUGAAUUAUGAUUCUGUACCCCCAGGUGGCUCUGCCCCUCCAAGAUUCUUUCCUCAUCGUCAUGAUGGUAUGAUGCAUCCCAAUGAUUUAGGAGAAAUACCAGCUGGUUUUCAAGACAAUGUUGUGGGCAGGCAGCCAGAUGGUCGAAAUCACCCUGAUAUUUUUGGACCUCCUCCUAGAUAUGGUCGCCGACAUAUGGAUGGUAUGGCCCCUAGAAGUCCAAGUCGAGAUUACCCUGGCUUUGGUGCCUUCCAUGGCCUUGAUGAUAUUGCUGGUAGGGAGUCGCGUCGAUUUGGUGAUUCAUAUCAUGGUAAUAGGUUUCCAGUUUUACCCAGCCAUUUGCGCAGGAGUGAGUUUGAGGGUCAUGGUCAAGAUGUGUUUCCUAAACAUUUUCGGAGGGGUGAACAUUUGGAUCCUCAUGAGCUGCCUAGUCACAUCCGAGAGCCGAUUGGUUAUGGAGCUUCGCGGAUGGGAGAAUUGACUGGACCAGGGAACUUCUUUCAUCCACGGCUUGGUGAGCCGGGUUAUAGGAAUAGCUAUUCCCUUAAGGGAAUUCCUGGUGAUGGUGGAAACUAUACAGGUGAUUUGGAGUCUUUUGAUGGUUCCAGAAGGAGGAAAUCAUCUAGCAUGGGGUGGUGUCGAAUUUGUAAAGUUGACUGUGAAACUGUGGAGGGCUUGGACCUGCAUUCACAAACAAGGGACCAUCAAAAGAUGGCUAUGGAUGUGGUUUUAACAAUCAAGAAGAAUGCGAAAAAGCAGAAGUUAGCUCCCAGUGAUCAUUCCUCACUUGAUGACACAAGCAAGUCAAGGAAUGCCAGUUUUGAAGGCCGUGGUGGAAAUAAGAAUUAAGUUGUAGUCUUGCAAUCUGGACUGCUAGGUGCUUUGCUGACUGAGGAUUGAGUUUGUUGCUUUGAUAUAUCUGAACUUGGUGACUUACAUGAUCCAACCUUCUGUGCCUCUGCACUCAUGGCGGUUUUGCUACUCUUGUCAUUUCAGCGUGUUGCCACGUUAAAAGGAGAUGUUUUUCAGACCUGAAGUUCGGUGGCAAUUUUUUCAAUUCGACCUGUCUUUUUACGGCUGAAGCAGACAACAAAAAAGACUGAAAGUUCAGCGGAAAGGUUUACUCAAUCAUCUUGUUUAGAUUGGUAAGGUUGUGUUCAGUGUACAGAUGUAAGUAGUGAACUUUUGCUCAAUAGCAUUGACGUUUAUUGAAUUUCUUUUUUGUCAACUUUUAGUAUUUUUUUUUUAAUUGGUGAAGAGCUUAUUUACUUCAAUAUUCAAGUGGAAACUAUAUUUGGAUGAUCUUUGUGAUCAUCAGAAAAUGGAGUAGAAAACAUAAGCUACCAUGUUAGAAAUGUUCCUUGGCCUAUUUGAAUCUGGGGGUGUUGAUUUGUACAUUACCCUUCUUUUGCCUGAUGGAGUAUUGCUUAUCUGCUCUUCUUAAUGAGAAAUUUAACUUUUAGGAUUUUUUUCUCCUUUAGAUAAACAUUUGCUUUGUCUUGCCCUUCGUUAUUACUUGAGAAAUUUAAUAAUUUUGCCAGACGUAGUCUGUUACUUAUCAAGACAUAAUCUAUCUGAACUCCUAGUGUAUUUUUCUUAUUAUCACUUGAAAUUUGAGAAGUUUGAAUAUGUGAUUAGCCAUAAGUAAUCACUCGAGAGUAUUCUAAUGCUGCCCUUCUCUCUUAAUUAGCAAUUGUCAUAACUCUUGGGAUGAUUUUUCUCAUUUAGAUCAAUGCUUACAGUUCAAUUCUCAUCAACUGAGAAGUUUUAAUAAUUUGCCAAAUGUGAAUUCAGGUUGCUAGUGUAUUCAUUCCUUAAGGUCAGGUCUAACCUUAACAUGAGUAGUGAAAUAUAUAAAUGAUUUUAUUGUUAUAUAUGCAAAAUUGUGGAAGUCAUUUAGGUUUCCAAUUGCCUGAAAUGUUUAUUUCUGCUGUUGGAUCUUUCACUUAGGAAUAGUGGUGUAGUUCCUUUAGAUAGGCUUGAUUGGGGUGUUUUGGAACAGCUAGGGUUGAGCCUUCUUUGGAAACAAAAACUACCUUACAGAUUUUAUCAGGCCAGUAUGAAAAAAUAUAAAAUUAUCUAUUUGGACAAAAUGCUGUUUUAGUCAGUGUUCAGAUUCUAUCAUCUGUAUUAGUCUAUGGAUAAAUCUACCAGGAUCUGCUGUUGCCUCUUCAGUCUUUUUGAUAAAAUAUGCAAUAUUAUGUAUGUGUGUACUUUUUUUUUUGGUUAAAGUAAUUAACUUUCUGGUCAUUAAAUUAGAACAAAUGUUUCCAUUGAUCAUCUGUUUGGGCCGUAUGAAGGACCAUAGGAUUUUUUAUGCUACUUUAUGUUUUCUACUUCAUUACUUAGAUGGCAUCCUGAAGUUUUAGGCUCAAACUAUAAUGGUACAUCACAGAGCAUCAUCAUCCUCUUUUGUUCUUUACCAGCAGAAUGCAUUUUAAGGAAGAAAAAAUGCUGAAAAGGCCCUGUAUAGAGGUACAUUUUUGGUCAAUAUACACUGGCAUGGAUGUUGUAAAACAUUGAAUGGACAAAAAGAAUGUGUAAUGUUUUAUGACCAAAAUAUCCUGGCAUGCAAAUUUGAAUUAGCUAUUAAACCUAGUAAUUUUAAUAAUGUUUUAAUGAGAUUUAUAGUAUAACUCGUAAGUUAUAACUGAAUUUUGAUUGGUCAAGCUAAUACAUAAUAUCUUUGUAUUUCAUUGUUGUAUCAUUCAGUAACAUAUAAUUCCUGUGCCUAUAAUUGACAUAACAUUGUAGUACUUAAUUUUUAAUUUAUGUCCUUUUUGAAUAUGUAUGAUGCAUCAUAUAUAUUUUUUUAGAAUUCCUGCUAGCAUAAAAUCAUAAAUUUUUAGGAUAUAAAAUUGUAAGUUGUAAUAAUGAAAUGUUAGAAAAUGUAUUUAGAAAUAUCAAUUAUAAUCUCUACAUUAUAGUCAAAGUCAAGGUAUGAUUGAAAAUAUCCAUGAGGAUGCAAAUAAAAAUUCACUUCUUGCUGGAUUACAUUGAAAUCUAAAGAUAUUCUGUUGUGAUUUUUAUCAUUCAAUGGAAUCAAAAAUAAAAAUUGGUCUAAAAUCAAAUACAAAAUAAUUGAAAUUUAUUGACAAUAAAUAGGUCAUUAUUUUGAGUGCAAAAUAACAAUAGUGGUAUUGGUUUUUUUUUUUUUUAUUUACUUUAGAUAAAUAUAUACAAUAUAACAUCUUAAAAUUUUAAAUUAUUGGUAAAUGAGAGAUUACUCUGAGGAAUUUGUUUCCCUUGUACUCGCGUUCAUAAAUAUAUGUAGAUAUGCAUAUAAAACCUUUAUAAGUUUAGUGAUCACCUUUUUGAGAUAAAAGCACUAAAGAUAACACAUGGCCAAAAAAUAAAAAGUGAAUGUUCCUUUUACUGAAAUAACAUGUUAUACUUGUAAUGUUACAUAAUUUUGUUCGAUGUGAUAAAAUAUUGCAAAGAAAAAGAGUCUGAAAGUAGUUUAACAUUGAUAUAUCUAUGACAUACUUGUGAAUAUGUUACAUCAAUGUUAACUGACAUUUGAAAUUAAUUUUUUUUUAAUAAUAGAAAAACAAAUACUUUGUUUUUGUUGAAUAGCACCUGCUACUGCAAGUGGCAAAAGGCUGUAAAAUUUGGGCUGCUUUGAACUUAAACAUAUAAACUUGCAUAAAACGACCCAGCUAAUUUGCUAUAAAUUCUUUAUACCAAAAACCUAACAAAUCCAUUUAUCAUAGUUGGCUUGGCAUUACUUGCUGUAAACCUGCAUAACUAGCAACCGCUUUGUGGAUAUACUUGUAACUUGUUCAAUGUUCAAAAGGCUUGAAUAGGUUAACGUGCAGUAGUAGAAGACUGGAUUUUGAUUGCUUUUCAAUUGAAUUUUGCCAUUAUUAUUAUUAUUAUUUCAAGAUAUCUUAUGCUUCAUAAAAUUCUUUGUCAUCUCUUCAUACUGCAAAAACUGGGGCUUUACUUGAAGCUAAUGGGGAGCCUUUUUGAACGUUGGAUGGACUUCAAAACCCUGCUUGUACAUACUGUGUUUUCCAGGUUUGUUGUUAUUAUUCCUGAACAUUCUCAGUUAGAAUCAUCCAUUUAGAUAAUCACUCUCCUGUCUGGCUAUUCUUCAUCAUUUUUGGCAUUAAUUUUAUAUCCAGCUGCUUCAGUGGUCUUGUGAAUUUGAAAAGGGUCUCUUGAGCUUGCUAUUGCUUCAAAUUAGUGGAAUGCAGAAGCAUACAUGUACAAACUAUAUCAAAUUGAACAUUUAUGGUGGACACUUUAUUUUUUCAGCCAUUAUUGAUUUCAUGUAGUUCAUAUGGCCUAUGAGCAUUGGCUCCAGUUGUAUGUGUUUUAUGGUGAAAUGUCAUGGUCAAGCAGAAAAGAAGAUAUUUAAAUGGUGCUAGAUGAAGAUAAUAGCAUGGCGAUAGAAAGAUAUUAUUAUCCUCUCACCUAUCAGAGACAUGCUCAUAUGUGAAUUGGUAAUGAAUGGUGAUUGUUUGUUUAUUUGUAGCAGGUUUUGAUUAUUUCUGUUCAUAAGACUCUGUAAACCGUAAUAUUUUUAGUUCCCAAUUAAAAUCUUGGUAAAACAAAUUUAAAUAUAGCUUAAUAUUUCUCAAUUCAAAUGGAAGAAAGUGUAAAAGGCUUAAACAAUUUCUUUAGUCGAGGAUAUAUGUUGUCUUAACUGUGAUCCAAAAGGUGAUUAACAUAAAAAACUCUGCCUCAUCAAUAUUUUGUAACAAUAGAUUCCAAUAAAUGAAGCUUAGUUACUAAAUGUCUCAUAACAAAUGAGUAAUGAUCAAACAAAAAGAAAGUAAAAUUGUCACAAUAUGAUUCUAUACACCAAUGCUUAAUCACUAAAUGUAUCAUAACAAACGAGUAAUGGUCAAACAAAAAGAAUGUAAAAUUGUCACAAUAUGAUUCUGUACACCAAUUUUACUUUGAUACGAUGGAGAAAUCAUAAAUUUAGGGUUGGAUGGGAUUUCAUGCGUAGCAUUAGUUUUAGGUUGGAAGUUACUAUAAAACUUUGUUGUUGUAUGUAUUUGGUACAAUUCAGUUAUUUUAUUGUAUUAGUUUAGUUGUUAGUCAUUUCUUUUUUAUAAAUUUACCCAUGGAUAUUUUUGUCUGUUUAAAUGUUCCUUUCUCAUCCACCUUUAUAUAUGUUGUGGAUAGAUUGUUUACGACUCGGCAAAUUAGAUUGAUUAGGUACUUGGAAAGAACCAUAUAGCCAAAUUAUGCAUUCAGUAGUAUGUGACCAUUAAAGGACAAAAACAAUGUGAGAGUAAAUGCCUUUGAUCAGAUAAAUAGCUUGCCAUUCGCAGGGGUCAAAAAUAGGAACAAGACAAGUGCAAGAAGAUGCAGCCAGCAUGGAAAAAUAGAUAUGCAUUCAUAAAUAUUUACUCCACACUUGAUGAAUAGGCUUUUGUCAGGGGUGCAGUGUGUAAGCCAAUUAUUAUCUUUUCUACCACCUGACAAUAACACUUCUUAGUGUAGAGUAUAAUUUAUUUGCGAGUUUCCUUGCAGACUAAUUUGAUAGAUUUGUUUUAAAUUUUUGGUAGUCGGGUUAAUAUUUUGUAGGUCUCUCAAAAUAGACAGUUUGUUGCAUUUUUAUAUGAAAUGGUAGUUGUAACGUGUGAAAGCUAUUUGAUAUUAGGAAGUUCAAUUACAAUUUCUUUCUACUGUAUCAAUGUAUCAUCAUAUUAUAACAAAUUAAUAAUGUGUUGUAGGAAGUAGUUCUUAGCUGUUUAGUUUUAUUUUGGGUAAUAAUUGUUCCUUUUGUGUUGUGCGUACUGCUUUUGGCUAAAAGAUGUCUCACUUGCUCAUUUAUUUUUUAUCUUUAGCAUAUAGUGUUGUGACUUUUGUCUUGAAGCCUAUCUCAUGGAAUUAUAUAUACAUGGGUACAAAAUCAUAUUUACAAAGAUGGGCGCUUGCACACUUUCUUUGUGGAACUUGUGUCCUCUUCAUCUUCUUGUUCUUCUUCUUUUUUAACUAAACCAUCAUCUUAUCACACUUUAGAAACAGAGUGAAUAAUAUGAGAACUGAGCAUAAAUUUGAUAAUAUAAUUUACAGAUCCGACUUAUCAUAUAUCAAAUGUUGAGGUUCAUACAAUCCAAUUAGUUGUGGGGUUUGCUUUUUGAUCCUUAAUGGCAAUUGACUUGUAUUAAUGUUCUCUUUUUUUCAUUUGGUUCCAUAGGGCAGGAUCUUUACACUGGUUGAUUGUAUCAUUUAUAAUAAUGUUAUAUUUUAUUACCAUAUUGAUUUAAUAUUUAUUUCAAACUGUGAGCUUAUAAUUGAAAAAUGACAAAUGAAACUGUGAGCUUAUGUAUUUCAAAGUAUUAUAACAAAGUGAAAAUUUGGAUUAGGCAUUCUUUAAGAGGGAACAAUAGACUAGCCUUGUUUGAGGUAGCUGUGGCAUUCUUUUAUGUAGUUGUUAGGGUUUUAGUGACUUAAAAUAUUUUUUGCUUCAUUUUUCCAUUAAUCCUCUAUUAGAGCUAACAAUGUUUCAAGUGUCUGCAUGUCUAUGCAAGGAAAACAGGGGCAUUUUCUCGGAAAAUAAACCUUUGGUGUAGAUUCUUGCAGUUGGAAUGUGAGUCUUCUACACUUUUCAGAGGAACGUGAAUGCAGCAUAUGGAACUCCCAAUUGGUGGGAUAUUCUCAUUUGUUUAUGACUCUAUGUUGUUAAUAUGGCUGACAAUUCUCUUUUUGCCUUUUGAUAUCUGUUUUUUUUUUCCUUUUAAAUGAAUUGAUUUUACAACCAUCUGAAAUUAGAUAUUACCCUUCCGUUCCA
Jatropha curcas is the source of this 10341-nucleotide messenger RNA. RefSeq lists its product as uncharacterized. Lineage: Eukaryota; Viridiplantae; Streptophyta; Magnoliopsida; Malpighiales; Euphorbiaceae. The record is from RefSeq and is a predicted model, not a curated record.